CUCACACAACCAUCCUUGUUACAGCUCAGUGUGACUGCUUCAUGGACCUGCAGCAGGCCUGUCGAAUUCCGGUACAGGCCACAGACACAGGAUUUGCGUCUUCGUAAACCCACAGCUUCCUCUUUAAGAAAACCACUGACCUUUGAACUCGUCAAGACUUCUCACUUUGAUAUGGGUCCAAGUCAGCUGGAGAGCAGAUUUCGAGGGCUGGUCAUGGUGUCCGGUGAAAAGGUAUGGGACCCCCUCCAUGUGGGCCGUCUUCAGUCAUAUCUGAAUGAGCAGCACCUGGCAACUGGGCUAAUUCCCCUCUGCAACAUCACAGAAACUGCGUCUGAGGACACCACGUGUCACCGGAGUCAGCGGUCCAUACCUUUGUCUUCCCCACCACUGUCAUUUGAGGUCUCCUCACAUCCACCUGUGAAUUUAUCCAGCUCUAAAACGAUCAAAGAACUAUACAAACCUGUCAGGUCUCGCAGGGUGGCCUCUCAGCCUGACGAGGAGGAGGAAGGGGAAAUUGAGCAGCUGGAGAUGAAAGGUAAAAGGCAAGGAGGCCGAGGAGAAGCCAUGAUGGAGGACAGACUUGAGGACAUGGCUGAUGGACCUAAAAAUGCAAAAAUCACCUUAAGCUUCCCACUUAGUGCUGCCCCCCUUCCAGCCUCUAUGACAUCUCCAAACCACUGUCGGAGCUCCUCCUCAUCCUCCCCUUCCCCCCAGCGACGGCGUCCAUCCUCCAAAAGCUCAGACGGGUUGCUGUGGAAACUUGACGCGACGAUGGAUGUAAAGCACAGACCUUUCAAGCCCCCGAGGCACGACAGCUCUCCAUCCUCUUCACCUUCCUCCUCCUCUUCUCCCAUGACUGUUCAUGCACUUGUCAGGAAGGAUAUAAAAUCUCCACCUCCACUAAAGUGCUCCAAACCCAAUCCAGAGGCUCAGUUUCAGAGAUCUCCCCCAAUAUCCUCCAGUGGAUCUUUAGGGGGAUGUUAUGGACACAGAGUUGCCAACAGUACAGCCUCACCGUCCCAGACUGCUCAGAUUCUCUUCAGUCUGGGCACAUCAGCCUAUCAGAGAGGUGACGAUGCAGAGAGGAGAGAAAAAAUGCAAGGAAGACCUGCUGGGAAAGCAGGAAACCCUCAUGGACCAAGUCUUCACCCACCCACCCUUCAUCUCCCUCCUCCUUUACCACUACCUCCUCCUCCUCCCCCAUCUGAGGGUCUUACUGCAACCCCUCACUCAUCCUCCUAUCCUCCUUCUGAUAGCAUGAAACCUGAGCUGAUUUGUGGGGUGUGUCAUCGGAUUUUCAGCUCGGCCUCUUCCCUCACAGUCCACAUGCGGCUGCAUCGUGGCAGUCGUGGUCUCAGUUGCCGUUACUGUGGCAAAGUCUUCAUCCACAGCAAGAGACUGCAAUCCCAUGAGGCCUCCUGCAAGGUGCCAGGCCUACCCUCCAACGGCCUACCCUCCAAUAGCCUGAGCCCUCCUUCUCUCACUGUGCAGCCUAAGGAGGAGCCACUGGAGGAGGGUGAGGUGAGGGUGGAAGGGGGAGUGAUUGUGGGAGAAACAGACAUCAGUAAGGUGCGGCCAGGGAAGAAGGCACGAAGCCUCCUGGCUCGUAUCCAAGGUGAUGAUGCAGCAGCCGCAGAGUUGCUGGCGGGAGACGAGCACCAUUUUGUGAAGGUGGUAGAUGGCAAUGUCAUUUACUUCUGCUCUGUGUGUGAGCGCUCCUACAUGACCCUAUCAAGCCUAAAGCGUCACUCCAAUGUGCACUCAUGGCGCCGCAAAUAUCCAUGCCAUUAUUGCGACAAAGUUUUUGCCCUGGCUGAGUACCGCACAAAGCAUGAAGUUUGGCACACCGGAGAGCGACGCUACCAGUGCAUCUUCUGCUGGGAUGCCUUCGCCACUUAUUAUAAUCUCAAAACACACCAGAAAACAAUUCAUGGUAUUAAUCCCAGCCUCAUCUCCAGUGAAAAAACAGCUAAUGGGGGCUAUAAGCAGAAAGCUAAUGCCCUUAAACUCUACCGCCUUCUCCCCAUGCGUUCCCAGAAGAGACCCUACAGGACAUACAGUGACAGUUUGCAUAAUGGCCUGCUACUGCCAUCAGCUGAAACACCUCCUCUCUCACUGCCUGGCCUGGGCUGUGCUCUGGGCCCUGGGGAUCUACAGAGUCUCAUCAGUGGAGCACACCCUCAGAGUGUUAAGCCUGACCCAGAUGACUUCUCGGUUUCUGGGGCUGCUGAACACAGGGACCUCACCAUACCAACACCCCUCCCCCAUACAGACAUGCCCCAAGUUAGGACACUUGAGAGUGAAGCCUUUGAGUCAGACCAGAGUAGAGGCAGUGGCAGCUUCAAAUUGUCUAGUAGCAGCAAAACCAAAACUCAUAAGACUAGUAAAGGCACAGAAGCAAGCAUGCCUUCUGUGAUAACAUAUGGACAUACAAAACCCUCUGUCAUAGUACAUGGAACUGCAGUGUCAUCUUCUGUCAUUGUGCAUAGCAACCAGGUCAUCUCUGGUAGUGACAAAAGCUCAAUAAGCAGCCCAUCCCCUGAAACCAGCAACAGUCAGACUUUACCCAAGGGCAGUCCGAGGUUAGUGAAAAAGCAAAGGGACAGUGCAGAUAACUUUAGAAAGAGAUCGAGAGACAGUUCGGAUAACACAGAGGAUGGUUUCAGAGGUGUACAGGAGACAGAGACGGGGAAAUUGUUUCACAAGUCACGCAAGUCCCACAGUAAGAAUGACAGCUCUAAUUUAAAGCACCUGCCAGCCUCUGUAGGUUCACAGGUCAAAGAGGCAGGGCCACUAUGCCAGAUUACUGUACGUAUUGGUGAGGAAGCCAUCGUAAAGCGUAGCAUCUCUGAGACAGACCUUAGAAGAGACAAGAGCCUUUCUCCCCCAAAAGCUAAACGCACUGAAUCAUCAACUGUGCGAGACGUCAAGGAUUCACGCCACUCUAACAUCCAUCAUCAUCACCAUAAACACCGCCUGCACCGUAGAGCCAGCAUGGAAGUAGAGGGUGAAAGGGAUGGAGGAGAAUGUGUAGAGGAGGUCAGGAAAAAGACAUCAAAAUCACCGGAUGGCGUGAGGGAGUACUACUUCCGUCAGGAGGUCCGUGAGCAGGACAGUGACCACGACACAGAGGAUAAUUUAUGGCGGCCUUACUACUCCUACAAGCCUAAAAGAAAGACUCAAGCACAUCUGCAGAGGGUCAAGAGCUGGCAGAGGAAAUUGAAAUACAAGCGCUCUAUCCGGGUGAAGAGAAGGGCAGAGAGACUCAAGAACCGCAUAAAUAAAGAAACUGACAAAUCACAAGAUGAGGAAGAGGAUGGAAAGAUUGAGGAGCCCCAAAAACUGUCAAAAGCUAACAGAGCUGAAGAAGAGGGGAAAAAGAAAGACUAUCCCUCUGCCCCUUUAAAGGAGAAGAACAAAGACCCGAAAGAACAGGUCAAGGAGGCCUGUCAUAAGGUUCCCACCAGUCCUCUGCACUCUCCAAAGCCUCCUCCAUCUACCUCAGAGGCUCCUAUGGGAAUAAAGAGGCGGCCAUGGUCUAAUGGGAAUGCAGCAGAGUGUGGUACAUGUGGCCGCUGGUUCUCAAGCACCAGAAAGCGAGACAAACACGAGCUGAGCCAUUUGCUGGAGUUCGUAUGUCUCUUCUGCCAUGCCACUUUCCCCUCAAGGGAUAAAUUGGAAGACCACCAGAGAGCCCAGCAUCCUAAGCCUACUGAGGCAUCCUGUGUUCCCCCUAAAGUGGCACUUGGAGAACAAGUUGAAGGAGUCAAAUCUGUUCCAGAGAUUGCAAAGUAUGAUGAAGGAAAGGGGGGGCACGUGAGCUUAGUCGGGAGUAAUUCUAGUCCAAGUUGCCUAAGCAGAAGAGCAUUAUCACGACACACCUGUCCACAGUGUCAUAAGGUGUGCAAGACAUCUUCAGCACUUACUCGCCAUGUCCGACGCCAUGAGCUAAGCAGUUCCCCAGAACGAGAAAAGGAAGAAGAGGCCUUAGAGCCAAAAACAAAAGAGACCGUUAUUAAAGAUGUAAGCAGAGACCUAGAGACUGAUAAAGCACAUGUUCCCAGUGCUCUCUCUGUUUCAGUCAUCAGCUAUUCAAUGCCAGACCUGCCCAGCAGUGGUGACUGCUUGACAUCACGGCAGCAUGAGGACCACCUCCUUCAACUGACAGCUGAACAUCACAUGUCAGAGUCCAGAGACAUACCUGAACUAACAGGGCUCACUCAUCCAGCUCCAGAGAAAGAGCAUUGUCCACAAAACGCAGACCCUCCAUCAGAAAGUCCAGUCAACCUCACGCCCACUAAACAGGAACUCACAGCUGCCACACCCUCUGCUCUCCAGAGUGUGCUUGUCAUGAAUGGACCUGAAUGUCUGGACUACCGCACCCACAGCAGAAAGAACCUAGACAGCCAGAUCCACAGAAUACCCAGCCCUGUGCAUGUUGUGGCAUCCACCAACACCUCUCCAAAUGUGCCAGUGACAUCACAGACCAGAAUAACCACUGCUGCUGCUGCUGCUGCUCCCGUUUCCAUGACAACAGCUCCCUGCUCUGAGGGUGGAUUCAUGAAACGGGAUGGGGUCAUUAUAGACAGAGAGAGGCAGUGUGGGAGUGGCAUAUUUCAACAUGCAGGUUAUGAGGAAUCAACUCUGUUUGAAGAGCUCAGAGUUGAGCCACAGUCCAGGAGUCCUUCUCCUGAAGAAGCACAAGACCUGACAAUGUCCUCUAUACUAGCUAGGGAGAGGGCGAUAGAGAGGCAGAGAGAGAAAGAGAGGGAGCUAGAGAGAGAGAGGGUGAGAGACAUAGAAACAGAGAAAGAGAUAGAAAAGGAGAGAGAGAGGGCCCAGCAAUCGAGAAGAUCUGUUCAUGCCACAGAGAACCAAACUGUUCUAUUGGUUCCUAAAGAGGAGCCCUUGAGUCCUGUGCCGUCCCCCCACCACAUCUCCACUCAAACCACUACAAAUGCACCCACCUCACACAGGCACACUCCCACAUCCCCAUGUCAAUCCCCCUCUGCUCUUGGACUGUUAGGUCAAACCAACCGACAGGUUCACUCCAUUUCACAAGGACUCGACAGACUCCCACUUUCUACAGGAGCAGGAGGUGUUGGUGAUCGCCCCUCUGCCCACGCUCUCCUUCUGCCCCGAGCCCCUCAACCACCUGAGCCAGAGUACCAGGACACUGUUUCUUCCAGAGAUUCCCAGCAGGGGGAUGUCAUCCCAGUUGGCUACACUUCCCAGGAUUACCCCCUUCCCCUCCUUGUUCCAGACAGCUAUCGCUCUGGUAAGAAGCAAGAGGAAAACCUGCUUAUGUCCUCCUAUCCUGCUGGACAUCUUCCCUUUGGCCCACUGGGAAAAGUUUUGGUCCCUAAUGGCGGGGACCUGGCCAAGCUACCAUUUUAUCCAGACCCUUACCAGCUGCUCUAUGGGCCCCAGCUGCUGGCCUACCCCUAUAACUUGGCAGCUCUACCUGUGGCUCUCAAUAUGAUGGCACCUGGUGGGGACAAGGUGGAGCCUCUGCCUUUCCUUCCAGCCAUCUUCAACUACGCAUCUACUGCUGGACCCUACAUGGGUACAGCCCCCCACCCCCUUGUGGCAAAUCCCAGCCUAUACAGCAGCAGCAGUGGCAGCAGCAAGAAGCAAAGAGACAGCAGCAGCAAACCUUAGGACAACAGAAGCACUAUGAGGAAUAUAUCCCAGAGGGGACAGCCUGGCCUGUUUAGGAUGAGCUGGAGGGAUGUGUGCUCACUGGGUCACUGACUGCACUUGCACAGUACCUCUGCCUCUGUUUUAUUCAGUAGAGAUCAGAGCUAGGCAUUCAAUAAGGAGUAUGUGUGAAGGGAGGAGAAGGAGCAAAGAAAUGGGGAGGAGAAGGCCAAUAAUGUAGUAAUGUAUCAUCACCUCCCCUCUCUUUACUCCUGCCCACCUUCUCUUUGUUUCUCCUGUUUUGCUGUAGUGCGUCAUAGUUCUAGAGCUUGAUUAAUCUUCCCCUCUGACUCAUAUUAUCUAUAAUAUAAGAAUAAGAACCGCUAAUAAGAAUGUGUGAUGUGCGGGAAAAAAAGUUCAGUCUGCUUCCCUUUAUAGUCAUGGCAAACGAGGAUAAACAAUGUUCAGGGAAGGCUUGUGUGGGCAACGAUAAUGUCAAAGACGAGAGUUAGUGAGAAUGAGAGGGUGAGUGAAUCUUCCUGUUAAAUGAAAGUUAUAUAUGAGCAUGUACAUGCACAUGUGUGUAGGGAUUUUGUGCAUGCAGAGGUUGCCUCCGGCAGGUUUUGCUGCGUAUGUGUGUAAGUGUGUGUGUGUGUGAGUGGAUUAUGUGCAUGAAUGGAUAGAUCAUUCCGUGUCAUGACGCACACAGCAUUCUUACUCUAGUUGGAAUAACUACAGUAGGUCAAUGUCUAGAAGUGCAUUUAGAAGUGAUUCUUCAUAUCCAAAUCAUUAAAUGUCAGUUCUAUGGCUGAAAGCGAGACUAUGACAAUGACAGAUCAUCUGAGCUUCUAACCAUAUUACUUUAUGGUCAGGUGACACUGUAGGAACUGUACAGCAUUCACCAUAGUUUGUACCUUAUGUGCACAAAAUAGAAAAGUAGUGGUCACUUAAAAAGGGGACACAUGUAGCUGCUUCAGAUAUGUAGCUGGCCACUGGGUUAGAAUCGAAGGCUGGUAGAACAUUGCACUUCCGUUUUUCAUCUCAUUUCCUUCACAAAAAAGAGGAAAGGAAUAAAAACCAGUCAGCCUUCACCUUGCGUAGCUUUUACCUCUGGAUUCAGGGUAUUGUAUUAUUUCUGGAUAGGAAAAGAGAUAUAUGGGCACAAAACUGUUGGACACUGAGUCAGAAGGCCCCACAGAAGUGAUUUUUGGGACAAAAACACACAUGUUCCCAUUCUCGCUCUGAUGGGAAAUUGGAAAUAGUAUGACCUAUUUCCCCUCCCGCCCUGUGUCAUUUACUAAGUGGUAGGAAAAGGCUGAGCUUAGCAGCCAAAGUGGUGGCCCAAACCCCGUAAUGCCCUCUUGGGGCCCUUUUUGUUGUGUAAUGUUAUUUCUACAUGUUUGUUUUGUUCAACUAUGUUGUUGUUUAUGUUGUUUAGCCCUCUUACCAGAUGGAAGUGGCUUCAGUGAAAAAGGGGAGGGGGGAGUAAACUUAAAAAUAUGAAUGUACAUUUAGUCAUGAGGUUAAUGAAGUACAGCUACAUUAAUUGUAGAGUUGGUUUCAGUUCCUUUGUUUCUGUUUUGACACAAAUAACCUGUUAAAGAACCGUAUAACGUAUGGUAUGCAUAUAUACAGUAGUCCUAGGAACAUGUCAGUAAACUUGGGUUCACUAUCCACAAAGCAUGAGCAACACUUGCUUCCUUACCGUUUAUAUCCUCAGCAAAUCUGGCACUGUGCGCACAACUUUUUUUUUCUGUUUCCUUUUAUAAUUUCUGGACUUUUUAUCCUCCGUAUCUAUUUUCUUUUUUGAAAUUAAUCAUAGACUGCUGUUUGGAGAAGUUCCACACAAGCGGCCACCAUAUUUACGUCUCACAGCUUCUACUUAAGACCUGUUUAAUUCUCUCUCUCUUUCCUCAAGCAAACACUUGGCACUCUGCACCUCUGAACGAAGUACAUACAGUAGGCUUGUGUGUGUGUGUGUGUGCGUGCGUGUGCGUGUGUGUGUGUGCGCAGGUGAUGGUACUGGUUUAGACAGGAGUGUUAAAACAGUGUGACCAACUGAAGGGGCACACAAGCAUCCUCUCGGGUGUGGUUACAAGCCUUUUGCGUGUUUGCGAACGUGUGUGGUGAAUGAGUGAAAGUGUGAAUAUGAAAACCAAAAUAAAUCUGCCUGAGCAGUAUAUGGGCCACCUGUUAUUGUUUUUUGUUGUUUGACACUUUUCUGUGGGUUAGUUUGAGUGUAAAAAAAAAAAGCCUCGCUGUCUCCAAUAUACUAUCUGAAGUCAUUCCUGUAGAUGGACAUGUUUGUGUUUUUGGACCAUUUCUUAUGCCAUAGUUUGCCAUCACGGCUAUCAUACAGACCAAAAGCAUGCAAAUUGACGUAUUGUAGUGACUGGACUGGAAUCUGGUGGUAAUAUACAACUAUUUACUGUAUGUUUUAGUUUAAAUGAAUGUGCCUCUGCUUUGAUAUUUAAAUAAUUAUCUAUAGUGAGACGUGGAUCCGCCAGAUUUCAACUGAUAAGGUGCCUUGUUAUGGCAUAAGAAAUUUGAAUUGCAAAUAAAUGUUUCCUGAGAAAUGACAGUAUGAUUUGGAGAUAGAUUUCAUGGCUUUGUUUGCUAUGAAGGUGUUCAUAGAUGUAGGGGUGUGGCUAAACUGUUUUGGUAUUGUGUACAUGUCUAGGGUAAUACUGUGCCAUAUAGAGCCCACAAAAUAUGUUAAUGUUAUUUUUAAAAGAUGUUUUAAUGUUGCCUGAUGACUUUGUCUUUAGAUUUGAUACAAAGGCUUGUAGCCACAGCUCUCCCAAAGUCUGUAGUCUCCUUUUAUUCUUGUUCUCUCUCUCUCUCUCUCUCUCUCUCUCUCUGUCCUCUUGUUUCCAUCUCCCUUUCUUUCUUUUUGCUGCAAUCAAACAAAAUAAAGUAUUAACCUGAUGACCCAAUGAAA
Molecule: messenger RNA, 8581 nt
Organism: Solea senegalensis (Senegalese sole)
Lineage: Eukaryota; Metazoa; Chordata; Actinopteri; Pleuronectiformes; Soleidae
Gene: zbtb4
Product: zinc finger and BTB domain containing 4
Exons: 3
Coding region: 172-5661 (1829 amino acids)
Biological process (GO): regulation of DNA-templated transcription
Molecular function (GO): RNA polymerase II cis-regulatory region sequence-specific DNA binding; DNA-binding transcription factor activity, RNA polymerase II-specific
Source: RefSeq, a predicted model, not a curated record